Molecule: messenger RNA, 1797 nt
Organism: Camellia sinensis
Lineage: Eukaryota; Viridiplantae; Streptophyta; Magnoliopsida; Ericales; Theaceae
Gene: AMSH3
Product: associated molecule with the SH3 domain of STAM 3
Biological process (GO): protein K63-linked deubiquitination; protein K48-linked deubiquitination
Cellular component (GO): membrane; endosome
Molecular function (GO): metal-dependent deubiquitinase activity; K63-linked deubiquitinase activity; protein binding
Source: RefSeq, a predicted model, not a curated record
ACUGCAGGUAUCCGGUGAAGCCGCCGGAGUCGGAAAGAUGAGGCCACCGCCUUCGGAGAAGCCAAUCAACGUCAACUCGAUGGCUCGGAAGAUCGCCGUCGACAAUCGACUUCCCCUCCGCAAUUACUAUCGGAUCGCUGAUAACCUCCUCAAACAGGCAAGUAUUUAUCGGGAGGAGAACAACGUUAUAGACUUGUAUAUCAUACUUCUUAGAUAUUCAAGUUUGGUGUCUGAAACUAUACCAUUCCAUCGAGAUUACCAGGUUUUGCUUCCAAAAGAAAGAGCAUUUUACAAGAAGAAAUCAUUAGCUGUGCUGGACGAGCUUGAAUCUUUGCAGCCGAAAUUCCGACGUCUACUGAAUGAACUGAACAAAGCUCAUGCAGGGACUCAAGAACAUCAAUUUGAUGCCCAAGAAAGAACUUCAUAUGGUUCAGAGGCAUCACUUUUGGAAUGGCCACUUGUCAAUAGGAAAGCUUCUUUGAGCCUCAAUAAUACGCCGCCAGUCAGAAAAGCACCUUUGUCUUCACGGAAGCAGAACAAUAAUUAUACUCAAAUUUUACCGACAAAUUCAAUCGACUCACAAUUCGGGAAGCUACCUCUUAAUAUACCUCUGCCAAAUAAGGAAACUCUGUCUAGACACUCUUUUUUGGGCCCAAAUGGUCUUCGGGGUCAGUGGUUGGGACCUAGCCCAGAGAUAAAGGUUCACUAUCCAAGCAAUACUGACUUGACUCCAAAUGAAAAUUCAAGCCUGAAUCAGGAGGUUGCACAAUAUGACCUUCAGGAAGUAAAAGAUGGUGAGUCAGGAGUGGAUAAAUCUACCAUGGAAUCAUUGCUGUCUUUGGAUGAUGGAAGAUGGUCACUUCCAGCUGAUGACUCUUGUCCUCCCUUAAAUAAUGAAGCAAGUAAUGCUCCUCUUAUAUUAGGAAAUAUUAGGCAACCUUCUCCACCUCCUGUUCUUGCUCAAGUACAUCCAGAUUUUCUGCCAAUUUCUCCAUCAAGAGUUGCAGAUCCGAGACCUGGACCAGCAAAACCUUUUCAGGAUGGGAUGAUUGGCUCUAAUUCCUAUCAGCAUUUACACAUUCCAGUAAAAAUGAUGGAUGAUUUUUUGAGAUUGGCACGAGAAAAUACUGCAAAAAAUUUAGAAACAUGUGGUGUUCUUGCUGGUUCAUUGAAAAACAGGGUGUUCCAUAUCACUACACUGAUAGUCCCAAAGCAAGAGUCAACUUCAGAUUCGUGUCAAACCUUGAAUGAAGAAGAAAUUUUUGACGUCCAAGACAAAUAUUCACUUUUUCCUCUUGGGUGGAUCCAUACACACCCAUCACAGACUUGUUUUAUGUCGUCGGUUGAUCUGCACACCCAUUACUCAUAUCAGAUCAUGCUACCAGAAGCUGUCGCAAUUGUUAUGGCUCCCACAGACACAUGCAGUCCGCAUGGAAUCUUUCACCUGUCCGACCCAGGUGGUGUUUCUGUUAUUCGAAAUUGUCAACAGCGUGGCUUUCAUCCUCAUGAGGAGCCCGAGGAUGGGACUCCAAUCUAUGAGCACUGUUCUCAUGUUUAUAUGAACCCCAAAUUGAAGUUUGAUGUGGUAGAUCUGCGGUGAGUUUGCAUUCCUUAAUUGGUAUAACAAAAGGAAGAAAAAAAAAAUAAAGUGUUUUUUGAAAACAGAAUCAUUUGUAAACACCUUUCAGCCGAUGACGAUAUUGUAAAUUCACCCGGAUUUGUGAAUAGAAUUUGAUGGAAAGAGAGCAAAGUACAUUUCUUUCACACCGAGUGAUGUGAAAAUUGUAUUUUUCUCUA